CCUCUCCGCUCACUCUCCACCGCAUGCUGUUCCAGCACACAGCGCGCUGUUCUGGAGGACUCUGGCCAAUGAGACACGCUGUGAGUGACUGCUCAUCUUCUCUGGUGUGUUGAUUUAUCUGUGAAGAUCAGAAGCUGCACAUGAUGAAACAUGCAGAAGACUCUGAAGAGAUUAAGGAAGUCAUACAGACUGCCUGAAAACUCUUUGGGAAACAACCUCUGUGUUUUUCCAACAACAUUGGACUGUUAUAUGCAGUUAAAAGAAACGGAUGGGAUAUGAGCAGCCAACUAAUUUUUAAUGGACCAAAGCCAUUGACGUUUAAUGGCUAAACCUGCAAUGAAUGGUUUUCUCUUUUGGGUCAUUGGGAGUGCUGUAGAAUGGAGGAUCCAUUCCAGACAUUCUCUCAAGGGUCUGUCACGCUACCUCCAAGAAGAAUGAGCAAUUUUCACCAGAUGGAGAUAUGCGCAUGUCGCUACUGAACUGGUCAAAUGGUUUAUUUGUCUGGACAGAGAACUGAGAGUACCCUGAAGAGGAGGAAGUGGCCGUAACUUGACCCAUGACAAACUAUGUGGCUGAAGAGCCAGGCUGAAGUUUAAAGAGCGGGUGAAAUGGGAAUCGACAGUAAAAAUUUAAACAAAACUUGCUUUGUUGUCUGCACCUGGGAAAUAUGAGACUUUAGUCAACAGACAAAACACAAACAGUUCUUCUUCUUUUUAAUCAAAGACGUAAACGCUGGUGACUUCAACAAGCAGUUCUGGCGCGGGCAGCCUUUGGCUGAUCUUUACGUCUUGUUUUUGAUGGUACACACAGAUGCCCCAACUUUAUUGAACUACAUCUUCUUACCCGCCUUGCUGUUGAGGUUGUCAGUUGUGAUGCUGCGCAGGGGUCUGCUGUUCUGGCUCUCUCGUGUGGGUGUUCUGUUAGUGGUGGUGUGCUGUUGCCUUUCCCUCCUUUAUGUCAUCUCUUGCAGCCCCCACGCUGAUGAGCCCAUGGCUGGGCAACCCCUUCCCAGGCCUGGAGGGAUGGCUAUUGCUGGGGGUCCGAGCAGGCCAGGUGGUGUUGGAGGUGCCCCUAUUGGCUCUGCUGGACGGGAAGGGUUUCAGGCCCUGCUUCAAGAGCGGGAAGAGCAGCACCGGCAGCAUAUUGCCAGCUUGAAAAAACAAAUUGCUCAACUUAAAGAGGCUCUCCAGGAACGGAGCGAACAACUUAAGGGCAUGCAGAACUCUUUGGAGAAGACGGCUGGGAGGGGCACGGGGGGUGACGUGGCUGACGAGCGCAGUCACAGCGACCUGCAGGAGUUCCUACGCAGCCAGCUGAGCCGGGCUGAGGUGCACAGUGGGGUGCGACUGCCGAGCGAGUACGCUGUGGUGCCCUUUGAGAGCUUCACCUUACAACGCGUCUACCAGCUGGAAAUGGGGUUGACCCGUCACCCCGAGGAGAAGCCGGUGAGGAAGGACCGCAGGGACGAGCUGGGGGAGGUGGUGGAGAGUGCGCUGCAGUCCCUCAAUGCACCGUAUCAAGGUGGAGACAGAAUGAAAGCCAGUAAAGUCUACACACCAUCAGACUUUAUAGAAGGCAUAGCGCGCACUGAAAAGGACAAGGGCACGCUGUACGAGCUGACCUUCCGCGGCGAGCAGAAACUGGAGUUCCGCAGGCUGGUUCUCUUCCGCCCCUUCGGCCCCCUCGUGAAAGUGAAAAGUGAGCUUGUGGAGACCGCCAACAUGCCCAUUAACAUUGUGCUGCCUCUGUCCCAAAGAGCCGACAAAUUCAAACAGUUUAUGCACAACUUCAGAGAGGUGUGUGUGAAGCAGGACGGGCGGGUGCACCUCACCGUGGUUUACUUUGGAAGGGACCAGAUGAACGAGGUCAAAGGAACCUUGGAGAACACAUCGAGGGAGCUGAACUUCCGUAACUUCACUCUGAUCCAGCUGAAUGAGGAGUUUUCUCGGGGACGAGGGCUGGAUGUGGGCGCUCGUGCCUGGAAGGGAGGCAAUGUCCUGCUCUUCUUCUGUGACGUGGACAUCUUCUUCACAGCCGACUUCCUGAACACAUGUCGUCUUAAUGCCCAGCCCGGAAAGAAAGUGUUUUACCCAGUUCUCUUCAGCCAGUACAAUCCAGCUGUAAUCUACGGCAGCCACGAUCACACCCCCGCCGUGGAACAGCAGCUGAUCAUUAAAAAGGACACUGGCUUUUGGAGGGACUUUGGGUUUGGAAUGACCUGCCAAUACAGAUCCGACUUCAUCAAUAUAGGGGGUUUCGACGUGGACAUUAAAGGCUGGGGCGGCGAGGACGUGCACCUGUACAGGAAGUACCUCCACAGUAAUCUACUAGUAGUGCGCGCCCCGUCCCGCGGCCUCUUCCACCUGUGGCACGAGAAGCGCUGCGCGGACGAGUUGCCCCCGGACCAGUACAAGAUGUGCAUGCAGUCCAAGGCCAUGAACGAAGCCUCGCACGGCCAGCUGGGAAUGCUGCUCUUCCGACACGAGAUCGAGGCUCACCUCCGCAGACAGAAACAGAGAAGCGGAGCCAAAAAAGCCUGAUGGAUGUUACCUCUUCUUUACAUGCUCUCAAAGGGAUAGUUCACAAGAGGGCGGCCUGUCCUCGUUUCCUCACGCUCGUGACAUUUGCCGUUCUUUGUUCUGUGGAUGCAAAAUGUUCCGGUUGUUCUUUUCACUGCACAAUAAAGUCAUCAUAAAAGGGGUCCACAUGAAGCCCAACAUUAUGUUCAAAGAAGCAGCGAUGUCUGUUUUCAG
This is a messenger RNA of Rhinichthys klamathensis goyatoka, 2753 nucleotides long. RefSeq names its product chondroitin sulfate N-acetylgalactosaminyltransferase 1a (gene csgalnact1a). Gene Ontology annotation, cellular component: Golgi cisterna membrane. Gene Ontology annotation, molecular function: glucuronosyl-N-acetylgalactosaminyl-proteoglycan 4-beta-N-acetylgalactosaminyltransferase activity. Lineage: Eukaryota; Metazoa; Chordata; Actinopteri; Cypriniformes; Leuciscidae. Bases 798 to 2540 code for a protein of 580 amino acids. The transcript has 8 exons. The record is from RefSeq and is a predicted model, not a curated record.